UUUUUUUUUCGUAAAUGAAUAAUGUCUAUUCUAGACAUUAGUUUCAAUUCAUUCAUUAGAAAAGGCUUUAUUUUUUUCAUUCUUUUUGUUUUUAUUGUUUAUUUUAUAAAUAACCAUGUUAAUACAACAGUUACGACUACAAAAAACAAACUAUUUGAAAAAGUGCAACAACAGAAAGAACAACUAGAGCAAGAAACAAGUUCAUUAGAAAAGGAGAUUUUAAACGAAAAUAUAUUACCAGUGCUUUACCCUAAACCCUUUGAGUUUUAUAAACCAUCUACUGCAGAUUCAGUUGAUGAAAAGUUUAUAACUUAUUUACCCCAUUCUGGAUUCCAUAACCAACGUAUUGAACUUGAAAAUGCCCUUUUAUUAUCCAUUUAUUUAAAUCGUACCCUAUUAUUACCUUCUGUCUAUCUUGGUAACCCUGCUUUUCCUUGGCUUCGAUUUGAUAAAAUGUAUGAACGUCUUUUGUUACAAACUAAAAAUGGUCUUGAUUAUUGUCAAGCCAUACAUGGUGAUGAACCAUUACCUACUGAGUGUCUCAACUAUUUUAGAUGGACAACUGUGCCCUGGUCAUUCUUUUAUGAUUUUAGUCAACUAAAACAACAUGUUCGUAUUAUCUUUCGAAAUGACCUCAGCUUAGAAUGGAUGAAAGAUAAUUUAAAUUUAAAGGACAAAGAUAUUUAUCUGUUUAAAGAUUAUUCACCAUUUGAAUUUCGUAUCUAUGAUUUACCAGAGUCAAGGACACCAUUAUCUCGAUUCAUAAACCGUAUAGAGAUAAACACGCUAGAGGCCAUUGAAGAAAGAGUCCUUCAUUUUGGUUCUUUAUUUGGCAGUUAUCGAGUAUUAGCACAAAAUGAGGAACAUAAAGAGAUGUUAAGAUUUAUUCGUAGAGAAAUGAUAUUUAAGAAUCCUGUAUUAUUACGUGUUGCAUCCAAUAUAGUGAAUAGACUAGGAGGAAUUGAAUCUUUUGUAGGAAUCCAUAUUCGUGUAGGAGAUGGAUUAUUUAAAGUACGUGCAUCUAUUCAAGUAGACGAUAUCUAUCACGAAUUAGUCAAUCAUUUUACUGACUUGUCUGUUGAAGAACUUGAACAAAAAUAUGACAAUCAACAUGAUACAGAUAGAUUAGAAAAUACAGGAUACGAAAUUAGACAAUUGAGAGAACGAGAGAAUGCGACUACAAAUAACUCGUUUGAGAGGCCUAUUUGGGUUCAGCAUCCACUAGAAAAGGAGACUCUUCAAAAUAGAUUAGGAAAAUCACAUUUAUCAAACUGUCAGCCCGGAGAUGGUAGAAACGAUCUUUUUGCUAAAACAACUCUCUUUAUUGCCACAGACUGUCCUAAUCCACGUUCUAAUCCUUUAUUGCGAAAAAUAUUUGCUACUUUUCCAUGUACUUUUGUUUUAUCUGAUUUUAAAGAAGAAUUAGAAGAAUUGAAAAAGAUUGAAGUCAUUGAAGAGAAAAUAAAGUUAAAUUCUUAUCUUAUUCCUAUGGUAGACGCUAUCAUCUCAGCUCAAGGUCAUACUUUUUAUGGUACAAAUUCAAGUACAUUUUCUACUUAUAUUGAAAGACAAUUACAUCCUGUAUAUACAAAACAUCCAAUCGAAUUAUUAGGCGCACCUUUAAUUUAAUAAUAUAAAGCUAUUAUCGCAGUUUCCGAUCGAUGAUUUCGGAAAAUAAAUAAAUGAAUGAGAAAAUAAAUAAAUAAAUAAAUAAUAAUAAUUUAAAAAAAAAA
Messenger RNA from Cokeromyces recurvatus, 1733 nucleotides. RefSeq lists its product as uncharacterized. The transcript has a single exon. The record is from RefSeq and is a predicted model, not a curated record. The coding region runs from base 22 to 1629 and encodes 535 amino acids. Lineage: Eukaryota; Fungi; Mucoromycota; Mucoromycetes; Mucorales; Mucoraceae.